CACAGAAAUCGUGAUAAUUCAUCCAGACGUGAAGAUGUUGGCAGUUGUGGUUGUUUUAUUUCUAGCGCUCGGCGUGAGUGACGGAGUGAUUUUGAGUAAAUGUGAGCUGAAGCAGCAGCUUGAAAGAGGCCUGACACUGCAAAUCCCCAAUUCUGCAGACGUGCUGGCAAAGAUCGUGUGUCACGUCCAGCUGACCUCUGGCUUCAAUACCAGCGCCAUUAAGACGAUCGCUGAGCCACAAGAGCCCCGUAGAGGUCCCGGUCCUCGCCGUGGUAGGUCUCCCGGAGGAAAAAGUGAAGGUGGCUCUUCCAGUAAUGAAAGUGAUGGGGACAACGAUGAGGUCUGGACCCUGUACGGCUUGUUCCAGCUUAGCGACCAUGUGGUGUGCAACUCUGCUCAAAGUCGUGCACUGAACCUCUGCAGACUGUCCUGCGACAAGCUGAUUGACGAUAACACCAGUGAUGACAUAGCCUGUGUCCAGGCCCUUAUAAAUGCAGUAACUUCACCGAUUCCUGACCCCAAAACUGCUAGACACAUCCAUGAAAUGAUCUCGCUGAUCCACCAGCCAGAGUGUAUGACCAUGAAGGCCACUUCCUACUUUGCCGACUGUCAAACGCCCUAAAGUCCUGACCUCUAUUAGCACCCUGCUUUACUUUUGCAUUUAUGUGCAUUUAUAUUCGUAGCUUUCUUGCAAGACAACAAAAUUCAAGCACAAGUAGCUUGUGUUUUGUACUUGUAUGAGUCAUUAAAGCCAUUUGAAAAGCA
Molecule: messenger RNA, 765 nt
Organism: Sinocyclocheilus grahami
Lineage: Eukaryota; Metazoa; Chordata; Actinopteri; Cypriniformes; Cyprinidae
Product: alpha-lactalbumin-like
Exons: 5
Coding region: 35-622 (195 amino acids)
Biological process (GO): defense response to Gram-positive bacterium; defense response to Gram-negative bacterium
Molecular function (GO): lysozyme activity
Source: RefSeq, a predicted model, not a curated record